Sitophilus oryzae (rice weevil) is the source of this 525-nucleotide messenger RNA. RefSeq lists its product as uncharacterized. Bases 1 to 525 code for a protein of 174 amino acids. The transcript has a single exon. Lineage: Eukaryota; Metazoa; Arthropoda; Insecta; Coleoptera; Curculionidae. The record is from RefSeq and is a predicted model, not a curated record.
AUGUCGCCAAAAUUGUUUAUUACUGUUCUUGAGCAUGCAUUCAAAAUGCUGGCUUGGCAACAAAAAGGAAUAGUUAUCGAUGGAGAGAGACUCAACCACCUACGCUUUGCGGAUGAUAUCGUUAUAGUGUCAGAUAGUCUGGGAGAGAUCAAAGACAUGCUUCAAGAACGUAACGAUGCAUUACACGAGAUUGGACUAACAAUACAUUUUGACAAGACUAAGAUAAUGACUAAUAUGGUGCCCAGCGAACACAUACAAAUUCACAACAACAGAAUUGAAUUAGUCCACAAAUAUGUAUACUUGGGCCAUGAGAUCAAAAUAAGCAGAGAUAACCAAACCUGUAAACUGGCUAGACGAAUUACCUUGGGAUGGGCGGCUUACGGAAAAAUGAGGGACAUCUUUAGAGCAAAUAUCCCAAUACACCUGAAAAGAAAGGCAUUUAACCAAUGUAACUGGAUUGCAACAGCUAAAAACCGCGAGAACUGGAGACGUUUGGAGGAGGCCUAUGUUCAACUAUGGACGUGA